Sander lucioperca (pikeperch) is the source of this 2013-nucleotide messenger RNA. Its product is annotated as cell adhesion molecule 2-like. The record is from RefSeq and is a predicted model, not a curated record. The coding region runs from base 238 to 564 and encodes 108 amino acids. Lineage: Eukaryota; Metazoa; Chordata; Actinopteri; Perciformes; Percidae. The transcript has 5 exons.
GGGGAGGAAAGGGAGGGGCGGAAAUCGAGAGCGUGUGCUCAGCUGCAUGACUCACUCAUGAGUGCUGCUGGGAGAAAAAGUCUAGACUUUCAUCAUAGACAGUAGACGCAGUUUCAACAGACCCACACGCAGCUUACAUUUCAAAUUUAAGUCAGCAAGUUUGGGUUAGUUUUCUCUACCUUGACGUCAGCGAAACAGUUUGGUGUGUGACCCGCUCCGCUGCGCCCAGAUUCAGAUAUGGUGCCAUCGCCAACACUCUCCACGUAUAUGAACACAAAUGUGACAGAGGAUAUGGGGCCUUUAACAUCCCUUCCUACACAAGCAGACACCACCAUGAUUCAGGGGUUAACAACAGCAGCCCCUGCCAGUCCAGACUCCGCAGUUGUAGCAGGGGUUAUUGUUCUCAUCCUGCUGACGGUCGCUGCUUUGGGCUUCCUGCUUUACCGGUAUCUCUGCCACAACAAAGGAGACUACAGGACGACAGGGGAGGCAGCUCCGGGGGAUGACCCCGAUGACGAGUACAAUAACCAAGCUGCGAGCGAAAAGAAGGAAUACUUCAUAUGAACCUGGUAAAGACUUACAGAGAGUGAGUGAAGAAAGACAAAAGGGUCUGUAAAAGACUAAAAAGGAUAUAGGACUUUUUUUUUUUUUUUUUUUAAUGCAUCUGUGUUUUGAGGGGAGGCCGCGACUUUCUGCACACGGGGCAGAGAAAAACCUUGUUUUAGAUUUUGUUGUGGGAAAAAAAUGCAGAGGCGCUCAAGCAAUACCAAAGAUAAGAUUGUUACAGUAAGAGUGAAUAUUAUUGAUGAAUGAGGAGCGGGUGACCGACAACAGGUGUGUGUUGAGAUUAGCAGAGCUAGGCAUGAAACAGGUGGUGGGAUUUUAGUGUGCCACAGUUACAGGAUCAGUUAAUACUCAGCAGGAAUCAAAAUGUAAGGCAUUUGUCUGCUACACUGUUUAUCAGCCAAGUUUUAGGCCUCUAGUAUCUGCAAUACGCUGUUUUAUUCAGACCGUUUUCUAUUCUUUUUUUUACACCAAACAAACCUUGUGCAAGACGUGUUGUGAAGCCAUUGGGGGAAGUUACUUCUAUAUUGAUAUGCCUUUUACAAUUAUAGUUUUUCUAUGUAAUUAUUUUAUAAGCUAAAAAAACAAUGUUCUCCUUUUGAAUUCAGGACAGCCUAAACAUUAUUUGUUGUAUUUGAUUGUGUUGUACCUGGUUUUGUAUUAUUUCUUGCCAGACACAGUAACAGAUGACUUCCCUAUUUGAGACAAAUAUGGAAGGCAAUAAAACUUGAUUUUGGACUAGUGCCAUUGUACAGUGUGACCGCUUACAGUGGUGUUUAAUGCAUUUCGAAAUAGGCAAUGUCAGGAGCCCACAAUCUGACUUUGAAUGGAUGAUCAAUGCACAAAGAGUUGAAAUGUUUGAGAACAUACAGCACAGAAUCCCACUAUAAUGAAGCUUAUGCUCAGUAUUUGUUGACUUUUAAGAGUCGACUGACAAAAUAUUAAGACACACCUUCGAUAAAUGACAAACCACAGCUUCAAAUGAUAAUAGCUGUGAAUUAAAAUCUGACGGUAUCAACAAGAACCGAAUUUAAUAAGCUUCAUCAAAGGUGUGAUUUAUUGUGGGUUGUUGGAUUAAAAUGUGGUGGACGCGAUAAACUGGUGACUCGGUGUAAUGCUAGGUUGAUUGUGACAAAAAUACAGAUCCAUAUUUGACUCAAUACCUUUUUAUAUCAAAGUGACAAUAUUUUGGUUAUUGAUUCUUUCAUACAGUAUGUAUACUAAACUAAGGUGGGUGAUAAUUAGUUAUGACAAAAAAAAUCUUUAGUGAUAUAGGUAUGAAGGCCAAGCAAGUAGAAGCAUCCACUCAAACAAUCAAGUAAGUUGGUGAAACGAUCAAUUACCUGUGAUGCAGUCCGGCCAGCGAAAGACAACAUUUAAGCUAUAAUCACAACAAAACAAUAACCAAAAUCCCAGAUGUUAUCUCAGGUCACAGUCUUGAAAUAAAAA